Tinamus guttatus (white-throated tinamou) is the source of this 858-nucleotide messenger RNA. RefSeq names its product sulfotransferase 6B1. Gene Ontology annotation, molecular function: sulfotransferase activity. The record is from RefSeq and is a predicted model, not a curated record. Lineage: Eukaryota; Metazoa; Chordata; Aves; Tinamiformes; Tinamidae.
AUGUCCAGCCCCGGUAAGGCAGAACUCAUUCAUGUGUUUAAGGGAAUUCCCUUUACCACUAGGUCAUCUCCAGAACUUUUAAAAUCCUUGGAUAAUUUUGAUGCUAGAGAAGAUGAUGUCCUUUUGGUUUCCUACCCAAAAUCUGGCACUCACUGGCUUGCAGGAGUUAUAACAAAGCUUUAUAAAACUCAAGUUACACUAACAUCCCCCAUUGAAUUUGGAGACACUUCCAAACUGGAGGAACUGGAUAAACUUUCAUCAAGGAGAAUCAUCCCAACACACUUAGACUACAACAUGCUACCUCAAAACUUUAAGAAGAAAAAAUGCAAGAUGAUCUACAUCAGCAGAAACCCCAAAGAUACUGCAGUUUCCAUGUAUCAUUACUACAGAGAUAAUCCAAACCUUCCCACUGUAGAUACCUGGACUGCUUUCUUUGACUUGUUCUUAGAUGGAGAUGUUGUCUGUGGAUCCUGGUUUGAUCAUUUCCUAAGUUGGGAAGAGCAUAAAAAUGAAAAUAAUAUCCUUUUUUUGUUCUAUGAAGACAUGAAGAAGGAUCUCCCUAAGAUUGUAAAGGACAUCGCUGUAUUCCUGGAUGUAAAAAUCAGUGAUCAUGAAAUCCAAGAUAUUUGCAAGAAGUCGUCAUUUUUGGAGAUGAAAACAAACACAGAAAAAGAAAAGAGUCACCCCAAUCAUACUGUUUGUGCACUUACUUCCAACACGAAGCUGGUUUUCCGAAAAGGUACAGUUGGUGACUGGAAGAAUUAUUUCACUCCAAAGCAGAACUUGAGAUUUGAGGAAAUAUUUAAUGAGAAAAUGAAACUGAGCAAUAUGGCAAAAGAUCUCAUCUACGAAUUCUGA